This is a messenger RNA of Gracilinanus agilis (Agile Gracile Mouse Opossum), 289 nucleotides long. RefSeq names its product liver carboxylesterase 1-like. The annotation marks the transcript as partial. The transcript is spliced from 3 exons. The record is from RefSeq and is a predicted model, not a curated record. Lineage: Eukaryota; Metazoa; Chordata; Mammalia; Didelphimorphia; Didelphidae.
UUUCAUUUCAAUCUGUUAUUCUUUCAGAUUCUGUCUCCUCUGACCAAGAAUCUCUUCCACCGAGCCAUUUUUCAGAGUGGUGUUGUCCUUCAAUCAUCUCUAUUCACUUCUAAUGUCAAACCAAUUACUGAGAAAAUUGCAGCUUUUGCUGGAUGUAAAACAACUACAUCAGCCAUCAUGGUUCACUGUAUGAGGCAGAAGACAGAGGAAGAGAUCAUUAACAUAACUAAGAAGUUGGAAUUAUACCACUUGGAUUUGCUUGGAGAUCCCACAAAGGUAAAUUAUCUUU